Molecule: messenger RNA, 501 nt
Organism: Actinia tenebrosa (Australian red waratah sea anemone)
Lineage: Eukaryota; Metazoa; Cnidaria; Anthozoa; Actiniaria; Actiniidae
Source: RefSeq, a predicted model, not a curated record
AUGGUUAAAGUUCUCAUAAUUAAUGCAGUGAUAAAAGGAUAUCACGAGUUCAAGAUUAAGCCCCCGAUAGGAAUGAGUCUCAAGGUCACGAAAGAAUACGGGAACAAAUACGAUGAGCAUGCAUGUUUGGUUUGGAUUCCCGAGCUAGAGACGAUUCCACGGCACCUGUGGGACAUAGUUACAGAUGCGAAGCGCAACGAGACCAUACAAACAAUAGCAGGCCUUCCUAUAGGCCGUGUCCCAAGAGGUCUAUCGUCCUGCUUUUGGAAACUCUUGGAAUCUGACGAUAUUGAGUGCAUCAAAUGCGAGCAGACGGAUGUUCCUUGUCAAAGUUUCCCACCUUGGCCCCAGCCAAUGGGAUCGGGCGGAGGCGCAGUCAUUCCCUGUAACUAUCAUGUGCAAGUUAAGCAAGGCUGUGACGCAAGUGGAGUCUUGUCGAAAAUCAACGAUGCCAUACUGAAUAUGCCAGAAAGAAAUGUAUUACAAGUAAAGAUAGUUUAA